This is a messenger RNA of Cercospora beticola, 966 nucleotides long. Its product is annotated as Putative mitochondrial 2-oxoglutarate/malate carrier protein. The record is from RefSeq and is a predicted model, not a curated record. Lineage: Eukaryota; Fungi; Ascomycota; Dothideomycetes; Mycosphaerellales; Mycosphaerellaceae. Gene Ontology annotation, biological process: transmembrane transport. Gene Ontology annotation, molecular function: transmembrane transporter activity.
AUGUCCGAGUCGAAGCAAGCCGUAGACGGCUCAUCAUCAUCCUCAAAUCCGACAAAUGAGUCCAGAUCAUCCUCGGUUCUUGCCGCAACUGGGAAACAGCUCUUACCCUUUGUGAUUGGAGGAGGUUCGGGCAUUGUAGCAACAACAUGUGUUCAACCAAUAGAUAUGGUCAAGGUCCGACUGCAGCUGCUCGGUGAAGGAGCUGCAGGAAAAGGACAAUCGCCAUUAGCCGUAGCCCAAAAGAUCGUAGCCGAAGAUGGUUUCCUCAGCUUGUACAACGGCAUCUCAGCCGCCUGGCUCCGUCAAGCAUCCUACGCAACACUCCGUUUAGGCUUCUUUGAUCGCUUUCUCGCCUUCGCAACAAGUCGAGCCGAACAACAAGGCCGCAGUGUAGGCUUCAGCGAACGCGCAAUGGCAGGCUUAUCCGCAGGAGGUCUCGCAGCAGCAAUCGCCAAUCCAGCAGAAGUCGCUCUGAUCCGCUUGCAAUCCGAUGGGAUGAAGCCGCGAGAACAGCGAGCGAAUUAUCGAUCCGUGGUUGAUGCAUUGACGAGAAUCGCCAAAAGUGAAGGCAUCACUGCGCUUUGGUCAGGUUCCUAUCCGACGAUUGUGAGGGCGAUGGCGACGAACUUCGGGCAAUUGGCGUUUUUCUCCGAGUCGAAGCAUCAACUGAAGCAGAGGACUGCAAUGUCUGAUCGGAAUAUCACUUUCGCAGCAUCUGGUAUCGCGGGAUUCUUUGCGUCAUUCUUCAGUCUGCCAUUCGAUUUCUUGAAGACGAGGCUGCAGAGAGGCGGAUCGCAAUACAGUGGCAUGAUUGAUUGUGCUGUACAAGCGUAUCGGAAAGAAGGCCUGCUUCGCUUUUAUCGGGGUUUUGGGACUUACUUCUUCCGAAUCGCUCCUCACUCCAUCAUCACGUUAAUUGUGGCGGAUAAUGUGACGUCGUACAUGAAGCAGGCCGGACUGUUGUAG